AUGAGUGUAUACUACAUUGAGCAGCAAAUUAUGGUGUUGAAGGUGCAUAUGAGGUGUGGCAAAUGCAGGACCAAAGCACUCAAGAUUGCAGCUGAAACAUACGGAGUUACAUCCAUUAGGUUGGAGGGCGAAGAUCAAGAGAAGCUGUUCGUUGAGGGACAUCAAGUGGAAGUAGACAAGCUCGUCCAAGUUCUGAAGAAGAAAGUAGGCUACACUCAGAUCCUCUAUGUUUCUAGUCUCUAG
Messenger RNA from Arabis nemorensis, 243 nucleotides. Lineage: Eukaryota; Viridiplantae; Streptophyta; Magnoliopsida; Brassicales; Brassicaceae. The record is from the annotation of a GenBank genome assembly.